This is a messenger RNA of Adineta steineri, 660 nucleotides long. The record is from the annotation of a GenBank genome assembly. NCBI's taxonomy places the organism in Eukaryota, Metazoa, Rotifera, Eurotatoria, Adinetida, Adinetidae.
AUGAUAGUAAAAUACUUGAAAAAAUACCAGAAAUCAAGAUUUGACAAAAAAAAUUCUUUAAUUGAUCUUCGUCGUUUACUUGUUCCUACUGGUCUUCCUUUAUUGCUUGAAUUAGUUCAUAUUUCUCAUUAUUUUCAUCUUAUUUUUGGUUUUAUUGAUCAAUGGUGGUCAUCUUCAUCUGAUGAUGAUCAUGAUAAUAAUCGUGUAUUAAAUAAUAUUCAACAAUGGACAACAUUAUUAGAACAAAUCCAAAGAUUUAAUAUUAUUGAAUCAGCAUUAAAUCAAAAUGAAAAUACAUUAAUUAUUAGUCAAAAAACAAUAUCAAAUGAUAUAUUACAAAGACUUGAUGAAAGAAAAAAUCAAUCAUGGUUAAUAUUUACUAAAGAUGAUCAAAAUAAUAAAGAUAUUUCAUAUUCAAAAUUCGACAUUAAAUAUUAUUUGUUCGAACUUAUAUGUGGAACAUUAUCACUUAUUCUUCAAACAAUUCAAAAAUCAUCACCACAUUUUUAUCCAUUUGUAUAUGUUCUUACAGAUCAUGCUCAAUUUAAUAAUGAUUCUUAUCUUAAUUUAAUUGCAUCACCAUUUAUUGGUCUUGCACGAAGUUUAAUAACUGAAUAUGAACGACAUCGAUUAAAACUUAUUGAUCUUCAAUAUCAUUAA